AUGCACACCACACAAAAAUGGAGUACACCAUGUGCACAUGGAUUUCAAGAGCUAUUGGCCAAUAGCACCUCACCCUUGGCCUUCGCCGUUCUGUUUUUUGUGCUGCUCAUGCAGAUGACCAGGAAUCUGAGUGAUGCCUGGCUGGCGCAUUGGGUCACAGAGACCACACUGGAUCCCCAUUCGAAUGACACAUCGCUGGAGCAUCUGUUGGGUAACGACUCGGCAUCGGGUCAUACCACUGGCUUCUAUCUGGGCAUCUUCACGGCCAUUGCGGUGACCAAUUCUUUGGCCACGCUGGCCAGGGCCUUCAUCUUUGCCUAUGCUGGCAUCAAGGCGGCUAUUUUCAUGCACGAACAGCUCCUCAAGAAAGUCAUGUUUGCCAAGUUCAACUUUUUCGACAUUACCUCCGUGGGACGCAUCCUGAAUCGUUUCUCCUCCGAUACGAACACUGUGGACGAUUCGCUCCCUUUUAUACUCAACAUUCUGUUGGCACAAUUGGCCGGACUGGUGGGUGCCCUCUGAGUCAGUCUGUAUGCCAUGCCCUGGCUGGGUCUGGUCAUCAUUCCGAUGGUACCAAUCUACCUCAAUCUGCAGCAACGCUAUCGCCAUGCCUCGCGGGAUAUUAAGCGUUUGUCGAGCAAUGCCAUGUCCCCGCUUUACACACACUUUACGGAGACGCUGCAGGGUUUGACAACGAUCAGGAGCAUGAGGGCAGGUCCUCGCUUUCAGAGGGACUUCCAGGUGAAGCUGGAGGAGAGUAUCAAGGCGCAAUUGACGCAGUCAGCGGCUCAACAGUGGCUGGCCCUGCGUAUGCAGUUGCUCGGCACGCUACUGGUGGGUGGUGCGGGUCUCCUAGCCGCCAUUACAGCCUCGCAUGCAACGAAUCCCGGUCUGGUUGGGCUGUGUAUCUCCUAUGCUCUCUCGAUUACGGGACAGCUGGGGGAUCUGCUGCAUGCAGUGGCCGAAACGGAGCAGGAACUGGUUGCCGUCGAACGUGUGGAUCAGUAUCUGCAGUUGGAGGGCGAACAGAAUGCCUUGGGCAGUGCAGAUCCUCCAUUUGGCUGGCCCACACAGGGCGUCCUCCGCUUUCAGGAGGUUCAAUUGAGCUACAGGGAGCAUCUGAUACCGGCCCUGCGUGGCAUCAGCUUCGAUACGGAGGCGUUCGAGCGCAUUGGCAUUGUGGGGCGCACUGGUGCGGGCAAGACGUCUGUUCUGGCUGCCCUGCUGCGUGUGGCACCGCUCUCCCAGGGAGAGAUACGACUGGAUCAGGUGAAUCUAAAGACUUUGCCGUUGAGUGUACUUCGGGAGAGAAUAGGAGUCAUCACCCAAGAGCCUUUCCUCUUCGAAGGAACUGUGCGGGAAAAUCUGGACCCCCGUCAUGGCUUCUAUGACUCGGAGAUCUGGCAUGCCGUCAAAAACUCGGCGGCGGCUACGCUGUUGGUGCAACAGCUGGGAGGCCUGGAUGGUCGCGUAGAGCAGUGCGGCAAUAAUUUAUCUGCUGGACAGCGGCAGCUUCUAUGUCUCGCUCGAGCAUUGCUGAAGAACGCCAAAGUUGUGUGCAUCGAUGACGGCACCUCCAAUUUGGACGAUGAAUCCGAUCUGUGCAUGCAGCAGGCGCUACGCAAUGCCUUCAAGAGCUGCACUUUGCUGUUUAUAGCCCAUCGGUUGCGUGGCCUGCAGGCCAUGGAUCGCAUUAUUGUCCUAGACGAUGGUAGGAUCUGUGAGGAGGGCAAACCGCAGGAGUUGGCCCAUAAUACAGCGACCAUUUUCCAUGGCAUGUUAGUGGCCCAGGACAUCAGUCCCGAGGAUUUUACUAGGCUGGAUUAGGACACACGAAAAACGAUUGUGAGGAUACUAGCUAAUGUUAGGUAUCCUUGUAAAUAUGUCGAUACUACUUGUACAAUUCUCGAUUGUAUUAUUUUUUUAGUUAAUAUUUAAUUUGUUUUAAGCGAUUCACCAUGAAUCACCAUAAUCCAACGAGUUCCGAUUGCAAAUAUAACAAUAUUUUGUUUUUAGUUUUAUUUCUAAAUUUAUUUAAGCCAAAUAUCAAUUUAACAAUUUUAAUUAUA
This is a messenger RNA of Drosophila miranda, 2069 nucleotides long. Its product is annotated as multidrug resistance-associated protein 7-like. NCBI's taxonomy places the organism in Eukaryota, Metazoa, Arthropoda, Insecta, Diptera, Drosophilidae. Gene Ontology annotation, molecular function: ATP hydrolysis activity; ABC-type transporter activity; ATP binding. The transcript is spliced from 4 exons. Gene Ontology annotation, cellular component: membrane. The record is from RefSeq and is a predicted model, not a curated record. Gene Ontology annotation, biological process: transmembrane transport.